GGAGAGCAGCUCCAGCGAUUGGAGCUACCCCAGCGGGAAGAGGAGGCGGGGUUUGUGAGGGGAGCCCCUUCACGGCUCGCUCCGUCCGAAUAGGUCUCGGUCCCCUCCCGCGUCCUCUGCUAGCCUAGGCAGCCUUCAAGCGGGAGCACUGCUUGGAAAUCUCCGCAGCGGAAAACAUGAGGAGCCCCCCACCAGUCGGCUUGGCCCUGCUGCUGGCGGUGGGCGCGCGCUUCAGCUUCGCAUACCAAGGAUCGGGAUACUCACCCCUAGAAGAUGAUGAAGAUGUGUAUGCACACAGUAGAUAUAAAGAUACCCCAUGGUGCUCUCCUAUCAAGGUGAAAUAUGGCUAUGUAAGCUGUCGAAGCCCUCAUGGAGGGUAUUACAAAAAUGUCUUGGGUACAAAAUGCGACAUUCGCUGUCAGAAAGGUUAUGAACUUCAUGGUCCACAGCAGCUAAUUUGCCAGUCAAACAAACGCUGGUCUGGGAAGGUUUUGUGCAAACAAAAACGUUGUCCAACCCUUUCAAUGCCAACAAAUGGAGGAUUCAAGUGUUUAGAUGGUGCGUAUUAUAACUCCCGGUGUGAGUAUUAUUGUUCUCCAGGAUAUCAGCUAAAAGGAGACAGAAUAGUACAGUGCAUGGAUAACAAAGCUUGGAGCGGCAGACCUGCUUCUUGUGUUGAUAUGGAGCCUCCUCGAAUCCAGUGCCCAAGUGUGAAGGAGAAAACAGCAGAGCCCAAUAAAUUGUCAGCCCGAGUGUUCUGGGACACCCCAGAGGGACGAGACACUGCUGAUGGCAUUUUGACAGAUGUUACUUUGAAAGGGCUACCACCAGGAUCACAUUUUUCAGAAGGAGAUCACAAAAUCCACUACACUGUGUUUGACAGAGCUGGGAAUAAAGGAACUUGCAAAUUUUUGGUUAAAGUCAAAGUUAGGCGCUGUGGGAAACUGAAUGCUCCAGAAAAUGGUUACAUAAAGUGUUCUGGUGAUGGGGAUAACUAUGGUGCAACCUGUGAGUUUUCCUGCAUUGGUGGGUACGACUUGCAGGGUAGCCCAGCACGAGUGUGCCAGUACAAUUUAGGCUGGUCAGGAACAGAGCCAACCUGUACACCUAUGAAUAUUAAUGUUGGCGUGAGGUCUGCAGCAGCCCUCCUGGACCAGUUUUAUGAGAAACGAAGGCUGCUCAUUAUAUCCACUCCUACUGCUGCCAAUUACUUCUAUAGGUUGCAACUGGGAAUGCUGCAGCCAGCACAGUGUGGUUUAGAUCUCAGGCACAUUACGGUGAUUGAAUUGGUUGGAAUCUAUCCAGCACAGUUGGGAAGAAUAGGAUUAAAACUGAUGCCUCCUGCCCUGGCUUUGCAACUCAGGUUGUUGCUUCGAAUCCCCCACUAUAACUUCAACAUGGUGGUGAUUGAUAAACAUGGCGUAGACAAAGAGAGAUAUCCUUUCCCAGCUACCCCUGCGGAGCUCUUUGCUCUCAUUGAUACUUUCCCUUUAAGGAAAGAAGAGAUGAAACUGCAAGCAGAAGCUGGCCAGUCUUGUCCCUGAUUCUGACCUGCAUAUGACCCUUCUACUUCUGCUGCCUAAAUUUCUUUCUGGUGCUACUCAAAGAAUGGAAGUCACUGAUGUACAGAUCUUUCUUAGUGUGUAUGUGUGUUUUUAGCCUUUUGUGUCCUUGGGCUUUUGCUCACCUAAUGUAUGAAUGAUGCUUCAUUAUUUUCAAAAAUUCAUUAUUUGUCUUUGAAGGUCUUGAAAGUGUUGAAUUGUUAUGGUUAGAUUUCCAGGAGUUAAUUUUAAAUUGCUUCCAGUGUAAAUUUUUCCUUUUUACAGAUCUUUUAUUAAUAAAAUAUUGUUUUGCAUAA
This is a messenger RNA of Hemicordylus capensis (graceful crag lizard), 1858 nucleotides long. It is a transcript of the gene SRPX, whose product is annotated as sushi repeat containing protein X-linked. The transcript has 10 exons. The coding region runs from base 177 to 1544 and encodes 455 amino acids. The record is from RefSeq and is a predicted model, not a curated record. Lineage: Eukaryota; Metazoa; Chordata; Lepidosauria; Squamata; Cordylidae.